This is a messenger RNA of Podospora bellae-mahoneyi, 934 nucleotides long. RefSeq lists its product as uncharacterized. The transcript is spliced from 2 exons. Bases 375 to 614 code for a protein of 79 amino acids. Lineage: Eukaryota; Fungi; Ascomycota; Sordariomycetes; Sordariales; Podosporaceae. The record is from RefSeq and is a predicted model, not a curated record.
GUUGUUUUUCUGGCUGGGGAAAUAGGGGAAAUAAGGGGGGGGGGGUGGAUAUUGUUACAUUGUGGGAUAUUUUGUUGGAAUAAUACAAUGCAUUAUGGACAAGAUAAUGCGAGAAUACUGCGGCCGAGUCGUGAAAUUUGAUGUUGGUUUGGUGGUGAUUUGGGUGGCUUUUGCGUUGGGGUGGAUGGGGUUUGUGAUAUUUUUGUCGGGGUUUAAAUGGACUUUGAACUUGAAGGCCUGAGAGGUGUUUGACUUGGUGAGAAGGAGGGUUUGAGGGCAAAGUUUUGGAGGGUUUAAGGGGCAUUUUAUGUGUCUGAAGCUCCUUCUGUUGAUCCGCAUCAACCUACGCCCCGCUGACGGCCCGGCUUCUCGCAAUGCUAAUCGUGAGCGCCGUGCGAGAAAGGGUAGCUUGCCGCAAUGCUUGCUGCUGCAGCGCCGAGGAGGAUGAGAGCGCUCCUGCUGAGGAGGCUGACGGUGCUUCGACCGCCGUCUCUGUGGACCAGGAGGGCGUGGCUGCCGAGGAGCCCUCUGCAGACAGCGUCGACAUCUCCACUCCCGCCCCUGCCAACCAGGCACAUACCAGUCCCACCAAGACUGUAAGAACUAGGUCUUGAUGUUGGGUUGGAGUCGAUUUGGAGUUGGGUUGUAUUUGAGACAUGUUCAUCCCAGCUUUUGAAGAGUUCAUCCCAACAUUGACAUUGCCAGUCGUAAGGGGACGCUGCCGAGAGAGACAGUGUUAUGAGGAGACGGUCUAGGGAUUUGUUUGUGGACGCUUAAGGUUGAUUUGGAGACUGCUUGAGAUUGGUGUGUAAACGCUUACAAAUUGGUCUAAGCUUGAGCAAACAUGGUGGGCAGAUGAAAUUCUUAAACGCAAGGAAACGCUGAUUUUUGUGUAAUAUCCUUGAGUGAAUGCUUUGUGUAUUGGUGUGUAGAC